AAGACUGUUGAGUGUUAAAAUUAUAAGACAGAAAUAAACUUCGUAACACACCUCCAAAUAAUGUUUGCCCAAGUAGUUAUAUAUUUGCAAAUGGUUGUACUUUUUGAUGGUGUUUCAGCAGCCAUCAAUCCACUCUAUAGGCAACAACGGGAAACGAGGAAUUUCACAAUAGGAAUUGAAGAAGUUUCUGUCAAAAAGAUCAUACCAAUUGAAAACGAUUAUGACCAAUGCUACAUCCAUAUAACUGUUCAUAACUCUUCCUCAUUUCGAUACGGCCUCCAAGGUGCUGUGGUAACAGUUGUGUCAAGGAGACAAGAUUCAGUUGACAACUUCAACUACACCGGAUAUUCAACUGGUCUGACCGAUUCUAAUGGCCGGGCCUGUAUAUUAGUCCAUUGUCGAGCAGAAGCAGUGAUCUUUGUUGAGAAAAAUAAUAUUAGAGUAUUUGCCCUUAACGAAACACUGCAAAAGUCACGGUUGCCAAUGUACUUUGCCUUUGAUUUGAAAUUCAACAAUGAAUUUAUUUUUACUUAUACAUAUCCGUGGGGAAUAGUCGAUGGACGCAAUGGGCCUGUGUUUUACUCAAAUGAAAAGAACGAAUGCAUCAAUACACAUUCUAAUAAUUACCACUUUGUGUUCUCCUACUUAUCUAUUCCGGAUUUCCUUAACGACACAGUUGCUCCUAUCACCUCAAAUGACUUCUUCAAUGGACAUGUAUGGUACUAUGGAACAGAGAACGACAGGAAAACAUGUUAUCUGAAAGUGAAGACAAAGACAUUUUCAUCCGCUUUGAGUAUAGUCACAUCAAGUUAUUUGAACACAGAAAAUGGACAACGCCUGGGGACGUUCUAUACAGGUCCGCAAUACGACAUCAACAAAGCUGAAACUAGUGAACGGGCUGCAUGUAUUGAAUUCCGAUGUCCUGCUGUAUUUUAUAUUAAUUUCACAGACAUGGACACAUUUAUCAGAGGUGAAAUUAAAAGCGGUCCGCAAAAUGGAUGCUGUUUAAGGUCACAGAACACAAACUUGUUUCAAACUACACCAUUUGGGUUUUCCUCUGCUAUCCCGUUAAACCCUCAUCAAAGCUAUGGUCCUAAUGAAGGAAUCUAUAUGUCGGUUGACAGCCGAAGUGCAAGGGCAAGAUGCUUUACUGGACACGACUUCCUUGGCUCCGAAUACGUGAUGGACAUUAACAAAGGUUUUGCCUUUGAGUAUGAUUGUAUCCCAAAUGCAAUUUGCGAACCAUUACAUGUCCUCGGAAAAUAAAACCAGAGAUUUUGA
This is a messenger RNA of Ruditapes philippinarum (Manila clam), 1281 nucleotides long. RefSeq lists its product as uncharacterized. The coding region runs from base 61 to 1266 and encodes 401 amino acids. NCBI's taxonomy places the organism in Eukaryota, Metazoa, Mollusca, Bivalvia, Venerida, Veneridae. The record is from RefSeq and is a predicted model, not a curated record. The transcript has 4 exons.